AUGUCCCGCAAGAGAAAGCAAGACGAAGAGGAGGAGCUCGUCUCUCUCCCUGAAGACUCCGAUGCUGAGGAGGAGGAAGAGUACGUCUCGACCGCAGACGAAGAGGAACAAAGUGAAGAAGACGAAGACGUUGAGGAGGAAGAGGAGGAUGACGAUGACGAAGAUAAAGAGGCCGAAGCAAAGGUCGAGCCUCCUGUAAAGAAGCGCAAGACAGUCGAGGCGGACGACCAAGAACUCAAUGGCGACGCUAAGGACGAUGAGGAAGAAGAGGAAGAGGAGGAGGCAGAGAACGACGACGAGGAGGAUGCCGAGGGUGAUGAUGAGGCAGCUGAUGUUCCUGCUCCAGCCAAAGAGACCGUCAAGGCUGCCGAGGCGCCUGCUGCCACCGAGACUCCAGAGUCCAAGGCGGUUACGGCCGGUGGUGACGAGUAA
This is a messenger RNA of Fusarium poae, 432 nucleotides long. RefSeq lists its product as uncharacterized. The record is from RefSeq and is a predicted model, not a curated record. Bases 1 to 432 code for a protein of 143 amino acids. NCBI's taxonomy places the organism in Eukaryota, Fungi, Ascomycota, Sordariomycetes, Hypocreales, Nectriaceae. The transcript is spliced from 3 exons.